Molecule: messenger RNA, 751 nt
Organism: Thamnophis elegans (Western terrestrial garter snake)
Lineage: Eukaryota; Metazoa; Chordata; Lepidosauria; Squamata; Natricidae
Product: mesoderm posterior protein 1-like
Exons: 2
Coding region: 80-664 (194 amino acids)
Biological process (GO): heart morphogenesis; mesoderm formation; somite rostral/caudal axis specification
Cellular component (GO): nucleus
Molecular function (GO): RNA polymerase II cis-regulatory region sequence-specific DNA binding; DNA-binding transcription factor activity, RNA polymerase II-specific; protein dimerization activity
Source: RefSeq, a predicted model, not a curated record
CCCGGCCGAGGUGCCAACUUCACACCUGUCCGGCAUAAAGCGCUGCCCGCGCGGCCCGACCCUCACAAGCGCCCCAGCCAUGGCCCGCAGCACCCGCGCCGGCUGCCCCUCUCCGGACCUCGGCCCCGCUUUCCAUCGGCCCUCCUGCUGCCUAUGCCCGGCCGAGGACGGCCCAGGCUCCAGCAGCGCCUCGCCGGCCUCCUCCCCGGACUCCUGCGGCUCCUUGCCGGCCUCCCGGGCUUGGCGGGCGGGCGGGCGGGCGCGGCUGGGCGGCGGGCAGCGGCAGAGCGCCAGCCAGCGGGAGAAGCUCCGCAUGCGGCGCUUGGCCCAGGCCCUGCACGCGCUGCGCCGCUACCUGCCCGCCUCGGUGGCGCCGGCCGGGCAGAGCCUGACCAAGAUCGAGACGCUGCGCCUCGCCAUCCGCUACAUCGGCCACCUCUCCCAGCUGCUCGGCCAGGAAAGCCGCCCGCCCGCCCCGCCGGAGCCCGAGUGGUGGCGCAGCGCUCCCGCCUCCAGCUGCGAACAAGGCGGCCGAGCCGACCCCGCGCUCCUCCCGGCGGAGCUGCCCGCUGCGCCUCCGUCGCCCGCCUGUCAGAGUCUCCCUGACGAGCUGCUCUCCUUCCUGGAGGACUUCUUCCCGCUGGCGGCUCCCGGCCGGGACUGAGCGCCCUCGCCGCGCCUCGCAGGACCAAACCCCGCGGCCGCCGGCCGGCCCCAUCGGCAGCAGCAGCAGAGCACCGCGCGCCCGCCG